Molecule: messenger RNA, 2617 nt
Organism: Nematolebias whitei (Rio pearlfish)
Lineage: Eukaryota; Metazoa; Chordata; Actinopteri; Cyprinodontiformes; Rivulidae
Gene: mtfr1l
Product: mitochondrial fission regulator 1-like
Exons: 7
Coding region: 191-1138 (315 amino acids)
Biological process (GO): mitochondrial fission; aerobic respiration
Cellular component (GO): mitochondrion
Source: RefSeq, a predicted model, not a curated record
AACAGUGUGAAAGACGUUCAGGGGAAGCGUGAAGUGUUUUAACUUUCUAGGAUUCAUCUUUAAUCAAACGAAUUGGCACUCAGAAUAACAUAUCUGUUUACUGAACUGCUGCAUCCAUCAACACUGCGAGCACCAAACACUGGUGUUCAUCCUUCUAGCGGAUGAGAGUGGCUCACCGUCUGUAGUCAAUAUGGAGACAGAAGCCGAAGUUAUUCCCAUCUGGCAAAAUAAGCCUCAUGGAUCAACUCGCAGUGUUGUGAGAAGAAUAGCUUCAACUCUUCCACUCAAACCUCCACAAAGAGCACGUUUCCAGGAGCUUCCUGGUUUGCCUUCUUUUCGUCCCAAAGACGGCCCUUCAGUCCCUACUUUGGCAGACAUCGCCUGGAUUGUUGCAGAUGAAGAGGAAACAUAUGCCAGAGUUCGGAGCGACACACGUCCUUUGAAACAUGAAUGGCGACCCACACCUCUCCUAGUGCUCCACAGGAACUCCUCUGUUCCCAACUUCCGUCGUGAGGGUAAAAGGAUGGAGGUGCUCAGGAAGCCCGGCGUGACGGCCCUCAAUCGGACCACCGCCCUGCAGGAUGAGCUCAGCAAACUGCGGGCUCAGAUCGCCAAGAUCGUUUCAAAUGAUACAGGUUCCAACCCUCUGACCCCAGAUCUGCUCUCCCCAGACGACACAACCAUGAGUUUUUCCAUGGCGCCUUUCGAGACGGCAUCCUACCAACCAGCCAGUGUGGCUCCCGCUUCCUUCGUCAUCAGCGACGUCACAGAAGAGGAGGAAGAGGAGGAAGAAGAAGUGGAGGAAGACGAGAAAGAUGAUGUUUCUAUCGUGUCAGAGCUGGUCCCCGACCCUCUGCCGCCUGUCUCCAUGACGGCAUCAGCGACCUUUGAUCUGGACAGGCCCAGCAUGGACUUCCGGGAGGCGGAGGAGGACACAGUGUCUCUGUCCAAGUCCACCAGUUUUGCUGACGUUAUGGACAUCCUGAAGGAUAUGAACAAAAUGAAGAUGAGCAAAGACAGGUAUAGUCGAGGAUGCACGUCGCUCAGAGAGGAAGACUCGGCUACUCUGAUCUCAGAAGCUCUAAGGAAAAAGUUUGUCCUGCAGAAAGAAGAUACUGCGACUGUGAGAAGGAAAUAACAAGUUCAGUUAUUAGUCAUAAACCCUGAUCCUGCUGCCUCAUGUAAGUCAGGAGACGUGUAGUUUCAGUAGUUUUCUUUUUAUUUGUUGUGAACACAUGCCCACAGAUCCUCAGUUUCUCUCCAGACUCAAGGCAGCGUCCGUCUGCCAGAGUUACAACAGAAACACGUUUUGUCAUUUAAAAUCCAAGUCCACGAUGGUGGAGCGUUCCGAGGCCCAGCAGCCAUGUUUCAUGACGCUGCAGAUUACACGCAGCGUAUUUCUUCCCAGCAGAUUUUCGUCCCUGUUCUGAAAGUAAAUCUGGGUUUCAUUGAAAACAGUAAUCGAGGUUCAAGCCAUAACUCGUUUGGGUUUGGACUAACAACGAAAGUUUUGUUGCAAGUCUUUUUUUAAAGCUGUUGUUUUUGUUUCCUCACAGAAAACAUGUAAAUGAUAAACCUUUUUGUUUAAUGUUACCUAAAAAAAAAAAAACCCAGACUUGAACAUAUUUUGUGUGUGGAUGAAACUGUACGGGCAGAGACAAACUUAACUUUUACAGCACGCGUGGGAAAACAACCUUCAACUAAAGUGUCUGUGCAGAGUAUGUGUCAUCGUAAGCUUCUUUUGCCCUUUCCUUUUUGUUUGUGACCUAAACGUGGAUGUGAUCGAGCCACAAGAUCCAAAUUUAAAACUAAAACUGAACGGAAUGUGUUUUUUUUAGUAAUAGAGUUUAAGAGUGAACCGUGUGUUGUGUAAAUCAAAACACAUCUUUACAAACACACGCUUGUGCAAAUAGUUUUAAAUGCACGUUUCCCUGCAUGAGAAAUCUGCUGAUAGUUCAAGUCUCGGCUAAAACAAGACAACAGUAAACCAGAUUAUUUAUAUAAUUCUCUGCCAUUUCAAUCAAACAUCAAGUUAAAAAUGUGUUUGAGUCAAAAUAAUGAUGGUUAAUGUUCCAGUCGUCGCCUUGGAAGAAAUCCUUCUUCUGUGCAAAACCUUAAUUUCAUUCCUGUAGUUGUUCCAAGUGCCAAGGAUUUGUUUUAUACCAGCCUGCUCCUUGUUGCCUGUCCUGAACGUGUCCUUGAUUUUUUUCAUUUUGUUAGCCGCCAUGUUCAGGCCUUUUCAAAGAGAAACACUCAUAAAAAGCUAAGUUUGCUGUGUAAAAACAUUCAGCUGAGCAACGUUUGAACUGACCGAGGGAUGUUUGUCAGUGGAGUUUAAGUGUUUUUUUAUACUAGCCCAGCUUUCAAAGUUCUUACUGUCGUGGUAAAGGGAUGAAAAACAAACAGCGUCAGUUGAAUUGUACAGGUUGUGCCUCAGUAGGUGAGAUAAUUGAUGCUACACCGUUUACUGUACCGUCGAAUGGGAAAUGUUGGUUUUUCACUUUUGCUGUAGUUCUGAGUGAGUGUAACUUUUUGUAGAACCGAGCCCUCUUUCAGCACCACGUGUGUAUUUUUUUCCUGUUUGUUGGUUUUUGUUAUGCAAAUACCUGUAAAUAAA